UUGACUUAAUUCGGCGUUUUUUCCCUCGUUUUCUGCUCUACUCCUUUUUCAACCUCCCCACUCUUCCCUCCUUCCUUCCUUCGCUUUCCCCAACCCUAAAUCUUCUCCGAUCGGCACCGAUCGAUCCUGCCUGCUUCUUCCACCAACCGAUCUGCCGCAGACGAUCUUCACCUUCUUCCGUUUCCCGCCCUUUUUUCUCUCUGUGAUGUCAUAAUCCACCGCCCAAUGGCGCCCUGAGCUUUCGAUACUAAGAAUGAUCAGGGAUCCUGGAAAUUCGAAGGCUAGUGCGAUGCGAUUCAAUUGAAGGAGGAGGAGACGGGUUUCUUGACGCAGGAUGGCGGAACACCGUGGAGUCGGUCCCCUUCAGCGGCAGCAGACCGGGCCCAUUGCGCAGCCUCUCAAGAGGCACUUUCCUUUCUCGUCUUCGAAGCCACCAUUUGCAGGGCUGAACGAUUACCACCGGUUCCCUGACGGUAGUCGCAAGGGAGUUGCAGAAGAGGAGGAGGCUGAUGCGAUCAUCGUGAGGACCCCGCUCAAACGGAAAGCUCAAGUGGAAGAACAUGAAGCGGAAUCUAGUGAUUACACAACUGGUCAAGGUUACUCUGCGGUCAACAGUCCCAUGCACACACCUGUAUCAGGAAAGGGUGGAAAGAUUCAUGUUAGGGGAAAGGUCUCCAAGAAUUUGAGAUUCGGGCCACAGACCCCAAUAUCUCCAGAUGCUGGAUCACCAUCUACCAGUGGACUAACACCUGUGGGGACAUGCCGUUAUGAUAGCUCUUUAGGUCUUCUAACGAAGAAGUUCAUCAAUUUGAUAAAGCAAGCUGGAGAUGGUGUCCUAGAUCUUAAUAAGGCAGCAGAUACCUUGGAGGUUCAGAAAAGGCGGAUAUAUGACAUCACGAAUGUGCUAGAGGGAAUAGGACUCAUAGAGAAGAAACUAAAGAACAAAAUAUGUUGGAAGGGUUUUGACGGUUCCAGGCCUGGGGAUGUUGACAGCGACAUUACAUUUUUACAGGCGGAUUUGGAAAAUCUUGCCGUUGAGGAGCGUAGGCUAGAUGACCGCAUAAGUGAAAUGCAAGACAGAUUGAGAGAACUAAGUGGAGAUGAAAACAACAAAAAGCUGCUUUAUGUCACCGAGGAAGACAUAAUGGGACUUUCCUGCUUUCAGAAGGGCACUCUGAUUGCAAUUAAAGCACCUCAUGGCACAACACUGGAGGUUCCGGACCCUGAUGAGGCUGUUGAUUAUCCUCAGAGAAGAUACAGAAUGGUCCUUAGGAGUACCAUGGGACCAAUCGAUGUUUUCCUUGUAAAUGGUUAUGUGAAGUUUGAGGAGGUGGAUGGUGUUGUUGAGCAGCAGGCGCUACCACCUUUAAGUGCUCCAAAGGCAGUUUCUACUGUCCGUCAACCACAGAUGUCAACAAAACCAGACAUGGAAACAGAUGUGAUAAUUAAGCGCCAAAACUUGCAAACGACUUUUCCUGAGACGAAUAGCACACAGGAUCCUGGGGGUAUCAUGAAGAUCGUCCCCUCAGAUAUUGAUAGUGAAGACUAUUGGCUGCACAUGGAUCCAGGUGUAAGCAUCACAGAUAUGUGGAAGACAGAUUCUGAAAUUUGGGAUGAGAUGGAUAGCUUGCAAGCAGACGGAUUUGGAAUCGACAAUGUCAGUUCACCCCGGCAGCUUCUAUCUUCUAAUUUUAUUGAAGAGCCACAUAGCUCGCACAUCCCUACCCCAACUAGAAGAUGAAGAUAAAGGCACAAAUUGAUCCGGAAAGGAUUUGCUCGACAGCAUUCAACCGCUCUUCAUGUCUUCUUCUCGUGGUGUGAUGCGGAAUUUUAGACGAAUGAGAUUCGAUUACUAAUGCAGCAGAGAGUGGUGCCUUUUGGAGUUGACUAACGAGAGUCCAAUAUGAG
This is a messenger RNA of Nymphaea colorata (pocket water lily), 1908 nucleotides long. Its product is annotated as transcription factor E2FA-like. The transcript has 15 exons. The coding region runs from base 335 to 1741 and encodes 468 amino acids. NCBI's taxonomy places the organism in Eukaryota, Viridiplantae, Streptophyta, Magnoliopsida, Nymphaeales, Nymphaeaceae. Gene Ontology annotation, molecular function: protein dimerization activity; DNA-binding transcription factor activity, RNA polymerase II-specific; RNA polymerase II cis-regulatory region sequence-specific DNA binding. Gene Ontology annotation, cellular component: RNA polymerase II transcription regulator complex. Gene Ontology annotation, biological process: regulation of transcription by RNA polymerase II. The record is from RefSeq and is a predicted model, not a curated record.